Linderina pennispora is the source of this 516-nucleotide messenger RNA. RefSeq lists its product as uncharacterized. Lineage: Eukaryota; Fungi; Kickxellomycota; Kickxellomycetes; Kickxellales; Kickxellaceae. The coding region runs from base 149 to 442 and encodes 97 amino acids. The transcript has a single exon. The record is from RefSeq and is a predicted model, not a curated record.
AUUCACUGGUGAUAUUUCCCAAUUGCACACAAACACAAAAUUUUGUAGCAUACUCGCUUUGGUUUGGUCGUUAUUACUCAAGAUUUUGUCCAAGCCUCAAAUGUACCGGACUGUGUUGAUAGCACCAGUAGUAUUCUGCGCUGCUGCCAUGCUGGCCAACGCAAGCAUCUGCCAUUCGCAGUACUGGGGGUCGCGGCUUAUGGACAAGUACAUGGUUGAGCUGGAAGCAACCUCGUCGAUCACUCACAAGCAUGUAGUCUACGAGACUGCGUUGCCUAAACCAUACAAGAUUGUGCACCAGGACGAGGAUGGCGAUGACGCUGAGGACCCAGACGACUUGAGCAUGAUUAAUGAAGGUCACGAGGUGCGGGCCAAGCGGCGCCAUCGACUCAAGGUCACGGUAGACGACAAGAACCAGAUUGUUGAAGUGGAGUGCGGAUAAACCCAGCCUAAUGUGCCAAGCAAAUUGCGUAAUUACUACACUGUCACAUCGGCUAAAUAAAGCAUGAGAGUAAU